Molecule: messenger RNA, 1113 nt
Organism: Arachis duranensis
Lineage: Eukaryota; Viridiplantae; Streptophyta; Magnoliopsida; Fabales; Fabaceae
Product: disease resistance-like protein DSC1
Exons: 3
Coding region: 1-1113 (370 amino acids)
Biological process (GO): defense response to fungus
Source: RefSeq, a predicted model, not a curated record
AUGCUAAGUGAAGGAAACAAAGUUCAGGCCAUAGUUUUGGAUGAAGAUGUCUCCAAAUGCAAGAAAAUUGGCGGAUUGUUGAUAUUACGUCAUCAUAAGAGCUCCUCAGAAAACCUCACUUUUCGUUUCAAUAAGUUAUGCUAUCUUUCAUGGCAUGGUUUCUCUUACACUUCUUUGUCACUAUACAUAUGGUCUAAUCUUGCUGAAUUGAAUUUACCUAAUAGCAGCAUCCAACGACUAUGGGAUGGCAGCCAGGCAAUUCCAACCCUAAAAAGGAUGAAUCUGAGGAACUCGAGAAAUCUUAUAAUCACUCCUAACUUUGCAUGCUGCCGAGGACUUGUGCGGCUGGAUCUUACAAGAUGCACAAACCUAACUGAAGUCCAUGACUCAAUUGGACUUCUGAGAAAACUUGAUUACUUGAGUUUGCGAGAAUGUAGCAGUCUAGCCUUUCUUGAUUUCGGUACUAAUUGCCAGUUAAGUUCUCUAAGAACUCUACUGCUCUCUGGCUGCACCAACCUUAAGCGAACACCAGAUUUCACAGUGCUUUCAAAUCUUAGGUUCCUUGAUCUUGAGCGAUGUACAAGUUUGUCCAAAGUACACGAGUCUAUUGCUGCUCUUGCAAGGCUUAAGUACUUGAGCCUGAGAGGCUGCAAAAAUCUUGUUCAUGCACCUUACAUUCUCAAUGGCAGCUCGUCCCUCCUAAUUCUUGAUUUGAGCGGUUGCAUGAUGAUAACCAACCUUCCCGGCCGCAAAAGAAAAUUUGUGCAUUCCUCUUGUUUAAAAUCUUUCAUAUUUCUGAGUCCUGACUUCCUUGAGCCAAGAACUUUUGAUUUUUUUGGAGAGUUGAUGUUUCUCGAAGGGCUAAAUCCCGAGAAACAGAAUUUUAAUUCUGUAUUAGAUUGGAAGUGGCUUUGUUCUAAGCUAACAUAUUUAAACUUGGCACACUGUCAUGAGCUUACAAGAUUUCCCGAGGUUUCAUCUCGUGGUCUUCAUCAACGGCAUCCGCAACUCUCAAUGAUUCAAGAUUAUCUAUUUUCAGUUUCUACUGUGGGAAUGGCACUUGAUGGAAGAGGUAAAACAGAAUAUAAAGGAGGCCAAGGCGGAAGAAAAUAA